UGAACCAUAAUUCGGGUUCUGCUCUCUGUAAUUUGAGUUUCGGAUUACUCGCCUGUCUCACGAUGCCACCACGUCUUGAUAACGCAUUCAUAUCCUCACUCGCAGAAACUGGGAAAGCGGCCUGCCCGCGGUUUCCUUGGUAUAGAGGUGCUAUUGUCGCACUUGGAGCUCUGAACUACCCCGAAGAAAUACCAGCAUUUUAUACGUAUGUUCUCGAGCACUAUAUUCCUGAAGACGCCCGCAAAGAGGAGACGAAAAAGAUUCUCGAAGGCCUGACGAAGGCGUCAGGAAUUGUCGGUGCGGCAAAGACCGGCAAUGCAGUACGCGCUUUGAACCCAACCAUCCCAACGCAUCUAAAAGACAACACGUGCUACAGACAGAGUGAGACAUUCGAAAACGCUUCGAAGAGAGGACGGGAAUUCCAUCGCCAAAUUUACGGUCGAAAUCCUUUCUUUGCGGACUCCCAGACUAAGAACGCGGCAGCAGAUUACUACUGGAUUGUGUCAAGUAAGCCAACCUCCGGUAACCCAGUACUUUGGUCUAAUUUGCAGGGGUUAAUGCUGAUCGAGUUAUUCGCCCGCGCAGAUUUGUUUUAUGGUUACAUUUUCUCUUUCGAUGAAAUCCUUGAUGGGCUAGAGACAAGUCACUGUAUCUUAUCGGCGUUACUGGGUAUAGAUUGCCAGGAGCAGGUUAGAAACCACAUGAUCGGGAUGUUGUUGAAUGGUGCAAAGAGAGAAGAGAUUGAAGCAUUCAGGAACGUGGUAUUGAGGCUUGCGGAGAAGUUAGAGGUGAAGUUCAAGGAUGCACCAAUUCCGAUUCCAGCCAAUCCGGAAGGCACCAAUAUGUUGUGA
Messenger RNA from Lindgomyces ingoldianus, 851 nucleotides. RefSeq lists its product as uncharacterized. Bases 63 to 851 code for a protein of 262 amino acids. The transcript is spliced from 3 exons. The record is from RefSeq and is a predicted model, not a curated record. NCBI's taxonomy places the organism in Eukaryota, Fungi, Ascomycota, Dothideomycetes, Pleosporales, Lindgomycetaceae.